UGUGCACAGUUUGAACACAGCGCACAUCUUGAGUAGUUUAGGUCCAGGGGAGAGUAAAAGAGGGGUGUGUUUGUGUGUGACUGGCUGACAGACUGUGUGACUGUGAUGGUUCUUCUUCAGCUUUAGUACUUGUACAGGCAGGAGAGCUGGAAGCAUUGCUUUGGUAGAACUCUUAGGGAAUGGCAAACUGUGUGGUUUCCCUGGAAACAUCGGUUUAAUGAAAAUGUCUGAGCUGCCACUGUCUUGCUGUAGACCGUGGGACUGGAAGCCUGAAAGCCUUACUUGUCUAGAGCGAAUUUAUUAUCUCAUGGCGACUCAGGCUAUCUGCUGCACCCUGGUAAACUGCAACUGCGAAUGCUUUAAACCAGGAAAGAUUAAAAUAAGGCAAUGUGAACAGUGCCAGCAUGGAUGGGUAGCACACGCUUUAAGCAAGCUUAAAGUGCAUCACCCUUAUCAAGGCAGUCAGGUGGAGAUAGUCCAGUCGAACGUGGUCUUCGAUAUCAGCAGCCUGAUGCUAUACGGAACCCAAGCUAUUCCAGUCCGACUUAAAAUUCUCCUUGACCGCCUCUUCAGUGUAUUGAAACAGGAGGAGGUCGUCCAGAUCCUCAAUGCUUUGGACUGGACCCUACAGGAUUACAUUCGAGGAUAUGUCCUUCAGGAUGCCACAGGAAAAGUACUGGAUCGCUGGGCCAUUAUGACCUAUGAAGAGGAGGUGGCUACAUUGCAACAAUUUCUUCGUUUUGGAGAGACCAAGUCAAUAGUGGAGCUCAUGGUCAUCCAAGAUAAGGAAGGACAAGCAAUAGCUGUGUCAAACUCCAGAACUGAUUCAGACAUUCGGGCAUUUAUAGAAAGCAAUUCCCACAGAAGCCCUAGCCUUUCUGCUAACAUUGAAAAAGUCACCUCUAGCAACGUUCACCACUUUGAAAACUUUAUAAACAAUAUGGCCUUCAUGCUGCCGUUUCAGUUUCUCAGCCCUGUCCCAGCAGCUCCUGUGAUCGGCUCCUCGACAGAUACUUUCCUUCUCGAGCUGGGUCAGAGACAAAGCCACAAAACCAAGCAAGAGGUUCAGAUUCCUGCGACUGAGAGCAGCCUCUUGGGUUCCAGUUCUGCUUCGGUUGCAUCAGACAAUGAAAGAAACUGCAACUCCUACCAAGAAACUGCCACCAAAGUGGAAGCAGAGGAAUUCCCUGGCAGCGAUGAAUGUUCCGAGGCUCCUUCGACUCCGUGCAAUGCUUCUGUCAGUUCCGAGGUGGCGCAGAUGUCCCCGGAGACCAGCAUGCGAUCUCCUGACAAAAACAAUGGCAGCGGGCCAAGGAAGGGACGGGUUUACUGCAGCGCCUGUGGAAAGACCUUCUACGAUAAAGGAACGCUCAAGAUCCACUACAACGCUGUUCACCUCAAGAUCAAACACAAGUGCACAAUACAGGGCUGCAACAUGGUGUUCAGCUCCCUGCGUAGCCGCAACCGGCACAGCGCCAACCCCAACCCCAGACUCCACAUGCCGAUGAAUAGAAACCACCGGGACAAAGACAUGAGAGGCCACUCAUCUGCAGACGUCACACCUGACGUUGAAAGAAAGCUUGAUUUCAGUGCCAGUGUGCCGACAGACGGCAGGUCUGUUUCUAGCUAUAUACAAAGCAGCUUCCCCAACGUUGGGCAGAGUGGGAUACUGUUUCCAAACCUGAAGACCGUCCAGCCUGUACUGCCUUUUUAUCGCAGUCUAGUCACACCAGGCGAGCUUGCCAACACCCCAGAUACCCUGCCUUCGUUACCUCUGAUUUCUUCAUCUCUUCCAGAGCAGCCUGUGGCAGAACUGUCCUCUGAUCCCGUACCAAAGAAAAAAUCUCGCAAAUCCAGCAUGCCUAUUAAGAUAGAGAAAGAAUCUGUUGAGAGUGUCGGCGAGCUCGGCGAAGACGAUAGCUCGGGGGACGACAUUCCCCUGCAGAUAAGAGGCAAAGGUGAAUCCGCAAGCGAAAGGUUUGAGAAACAAACUGCCCACCAAGAGAACAGCAGUGUCAUUCAGUCAACAGACAGAGACAUUUCUACAGCUUCACUCCACAGCCACGUAGACCCAAAAUCAAAUCAGGAUUCAAAUAUCGCUGAAGAGAGAGAAGAUCAAUUGUACCACUUGGGAAAUGGGGUUAAAUGUGUGCUGGAAGGAACUGUAAUCUCGUGUGCCCCUGAAAAAAACCAAAAGGAAAGUAACGAUCUUCUUAAACCAGUACACAUGUCUACUGUGGAAAGCUGUGCAAAAAAGGAGCCAGAAAUUCAUCCAUGUGACGUCGAUUAUGUGGAAAAUGAGCAUGGAGUACAAAACGGGGGGUUCUUCCAAAUUUUAACUGCUAAUAAAGAAACGGCAGUAAGUGCCACAGACUCCGCAGUCAUGCCUUUCAUGGCACCGCAUUUGCUUUGCUCAAACAAAGAAGAAGCCCUUCAUCACUGUGAGAUCUGCAAUAAGACAUUCAAAAACCCCUACAGUGUGAAAAUGCAUUACAGGAAUGUGCAUCUGAAAGAAAUGCACAUGUGCACUGUCGAGGGCUGCAAUGCAGCCUUUCCCUCGAGAAGAAGCAGAGACAGGCACAGCGCCAACAUGAAUCUGCACCACAAGCUGUUGACCAAAGACCAAUACGGAACCCCAAGCUCACUGUUCCCCACCCCGGCUCCUUGCAGAGACCUAGCUAAAGAUUUCUGCCCAGACAUACUUUUAAAGGAGCACGUUGCACAGACUUCCGUGAUCUUUAAAGGAGCGAACAGGAUGGGUCUGGUUUUUCCAAUGAGUAAGAGCAUGGAAAGCUGCUUUUCCCCCCUGGGAGGGAGCCCCAUGGAGGAGGGGGCUGUUCUGGAUCUGAGCACCACUUCCAUCCUCAAAUCAGGAAGCAGCACCCACUCCUCCUGGGACUCUGACGGGGGGAGCGAGGACGGCAUCCCCGUGGAGGACAGCGAUGAAAGCUGCGAAGGGUUAAGUCUGACGCCCAAAGAGGAGCUGCAUCAAAACCUGGCUUUGAUUGAGAGAACCAGUGACUGCUUUACACACCACUUGCCAGCUGGCGCUCCAAUAACUUGCCAUAUCUGCCAGAAGGUGUACAGCAACAAAGGAACAUUCAGGGCUCACUACAAAACUGUGCACCUCCGUCAGCUGCACAAGUGUAAAGUUCCUGACUGCAACACUAUGUUCUCAUCAGUACGAAGUCGAAACAGACACAGCCAGAACCCUAAUUUACAUAGGAACAUGAGUAGCGGCACAACCAACGAGCAGCUGUAAGCAUGUGGUAUGUGUAUUUAAAUACCCCAUCAAAAAUCUGGAUUCAAGUAUUUUAAACUAAAAUAACACACACAUUUAUUAUUAUUAUUAUUAUUAUUAUUAUUAUUAUUAUUAUUAUUAUUAUUAUUAUUAUAUUUUUUUAUUUAUUCAUGCAAGCCGCUAAUAAAAUGUUCAGUAAUGUGGGAUCAAUUUCAGUCCUGCUAACGGCAAAGCCAUUAUGCCUCGUGGGCAGGUGCUAUAAUUAUUUGGGAUUAGAUGUUUAUCUUGAUUAGAAUAUACAUAAGUGCUGUAUAUUAUGGUGCUUGCACAACCACUUUUUGUUUUAGUUUCUCCUGAAUUAUUUUUUUUUAUUUCUUUUGUUUUGUUUUACGCGUUCUAACACAACUUUAACCCAGUCAUUGCAUGAGUAGAGAACAAUGAAAAAUGCACUUUGAUAAAUUCAGCUGAUUAUGACACACAAAAAAAGGAAAAAUAAGAGACUGAAUUUGUACAGUGUAUCCUACUCCUGUAGUCCGUGACUGCAUUCAUAUGUAUCAGCGAUAUGGCACUGGGUGUAGAAUUUUAUAUAGAGAUUUAAAAAAGAUAAACACUGACACCCUUAUAAAAGUUUACCAUAGUAAAGUGUAAUAGAGCAUAGUGAAAGCAUGC
Molecule: messenger RNA, 3910 nt
Organism: Polyodon spathula (Mississippi paddlefish)
Lineage: Eukaryota; Metazoa; Chordata; Actinopteri; Acipenseriformes; Polyodontidae
Product: zinc finger protein basonuclin-1-like
Exons: 6
Coding region: 218-3262 (1014 amino acids)
Biological process (GO): regulation of transcription by RNA polymerase I
Cellular component (GO): nucleus
Source: RefSeq, a predicted model, not a curated record